Molecule: messenger RNA, 818 nt
Organism: Sinocyclocheilus grahami
Lineage: Eukaryota; Metazoa; Chordata; Actinopteri; Cypriniformes; Cyprinidae
Product: cdc42 effector protein 4-like
Exons: 1
Biological process (GO): Rho protein signal transduction; positive regulation of pseudopodium assembly; positive regulation of actin filament polymerization
Cellular component (GO): cytoplasm; plasma membrane; cytoskeleton
Molecular function (GO): small GTPase binding
Source: RefSeq, a predicted model, not a curated record
UAUCUCCUGUUUGGCAACUGAAGUGACGGCCAUCAAGACUGGACAGAGUCGGGCUGAAUCUGAGCAAAAUCUGGUUGAAUCAGGAACCUUUUAGGACUCGUUAGAAGAAAACCCCUUAUUCUUGAAACCACAACAGCACCAGUCAAACGCAACUGGGUUUGUGAGUUGUGCAAACCAAGAUGCCCAUCUUAAAGCAGCUGAUGUCGGGGUCUCAGACCAAACGGCGAUCUCGUAUGGACCUCACUACCGAGAUGAUCAGCGCUCCCUUGGGUGACUUCCGGCACACCAUGCAUGUAGGGCGCAGCGGGGAAGCUUUCGGAGACACCUCUUUCCUCAGCACUCGAUCUGGAGAGCCAUCCCAAGAAGGACACACCUAUCCUCACUCUCCGAAACCGGGACUGCUGUCUCGUACCUUCCGGGGCAGCAAGCGCUCUCAGUCCGUCACGAGAGUAGACCAGCAAGACAAUACCCUCCUUCCUUCCAGUGGGUCACCUACCUUUGUGAAGAAUGCCAUGUCCUUGCCCUUUCUGAACAAUGAAGAAGAACCAGAGGGAGACAAGAGGGUGCUCAAGAGCUUGACCUCCAGCCCCUCCAAUGGGGCCUCUGCUGAAGCAUUGGACUUGGAGCUACAUGAGAAGCAUUUCGGGGUGUUGACCGGCCUGCGACCUUCCCCAUCUUACAACGGUGGAGGAUUGAAGAAAGCUGAAUCUGUGAUGUCAUUCCAUGUUGACCUUGGGCCCUCAAUGCUGGGGGACAUCCUGGGGGUCAUGGAGAAGGAAGACGAUGACCAGGGGUUUGAAGAAGGCAAGAGCAGUGAG